This is a messenger RNA of Neoarthrinium moseri, 909 nucleotides long. RefSeq lists its product as uncharacterized. The coding region runs from base 1 to 909 and encodes 302 amino acids. The record is from RefSeq and is a predicted model, not a curated record. The transcript has 2 exons. Lineage: Eukaryota; Fungi; Ascomycota; Sordariomycetes; Amphisphaeriales; Apiosporaceae.
AUGGAUCAUCGGCAGCCCCGAAACAGCUCCCUUAUCAAUCAAGAGGUGGGAGCGAACAAGAGAUUUGCCCGAACCCAGACGCCAUUCGAUGAUGAAACGCGCAGAUCCAUCGCCCAUGUUAUUCAGAGGGGCUACGUGGUAAUAGAACACGGUUUUUCGGACGCUGAAGUAGAGGAAGCAAUCACCGAACUGCAUCGAAUAGCUUCGGGAGAGGAAGCUGGGCCGACUGCAGCUGGCGGGCGAAACAAGUUCGAGGGGCUCAAUACUCAUCGCAUCUACGCAUUACUCAACAAGUCAAGAGUUUUUGACAAAUUCGCCAUACACCCAAGGGUUCUUGCUCUCAAUGACUAUUUCCUUGACCCGGGCUAUCAGCUCAAUGCCUAUCAUAGCAUCUUCAUCCAACCAGGGGAAAACCCGCAGACGCUCCAUCAUGAUGACAGCUUUAUUACCAUUCCACGGCCGCAUCGACCUUUUGGAACGGCUAUAAUGGUCGCUCUUGAUGCAUUCACAGAGACCAAUGGUGCUACCGUCGUCGUACCGGGAUCUCACCGCUGGGGUGCUGAACCAAUGCCCACUCAAGAGCAAACAGUUCCAGUGCUUAUGCCCAGAGGUAGCAUAGUGUACUUCCUAGGGACUCUGUGGCAUGGCGGCGGCCAAAAUAAGUCCAGUGAGGAACGGCGUUCCCUCACUGUUCAGUACUGCCAACCAUGGGUGCGGCCAUUCGAAAACCAGAUACUCGCUGUGGAUUGGGACAAGUUAGAUAUCAUUCCAGACCGCCUUGUUGACAUGUUAGGCUACAAAGUUGCAUCUCCGUUCAUCGGUUACGUUGACGGAGUAAGUCCUAGAAGGGCCGUGGCGAGACUGUUGCGGCGAAGGAAGGACGAACGAUUACUUCGACAGAAGCUAUAA